UGCUGCUGGAGUUGAGACAAAGAAGAAGAAGCAGCAGCAGCGGGGACAGCCAGGUCCUGUGAAACACCAGGAAACAGCACCAGUCACCUCCCAGUAACCUCCCAGUCCGGACUGGAAACUGCUCCUCCGCCAGCAUCUCUCUUUGUUAAAGCAGCAGCUCGUCUCCGUCCUGCUCCUCCGCUGCAGCUGCACUGAGCUAGCUUAGCCUGUUAGCUUAGCGGGGCACCGUGUGUGUGAGUCUGUGUGUGUGUGUGUGUGUGUGUCUGUGUGUGUGCGCGCGUGUGCGCGUGCAGGACUUCAGCUCCAGACCAGAACACACUGACCCGGAGCUGCAGCAGAACCGACCCGGACUUCACUGCGCUGCACGCGGAGUUUGAAGUGAAAUCGCGCUGCAGAAGCCGGAAGUGUGGAUGAGCUGUGCUGCUAGCAUCGUGCUAGCUGCACCGCUUCAUUGUGCCGCUCGAGGGGGGGGAAGUGUCCGGGUGUCGGAGCUCUGCUCCGGCAGCUGAUCGGUCUCUCAUCGUGGUGAAAAGGCACCGACAUGAUUCCAGACAAAGCCCCGAAGGAGGACGUCUUCCACGGGUCCGAGGACCUGAAGAAGGAGGCGCACGUCUCCAGCUUCGACCGGUACAAGGAGCUGUACGCGAGCUCCAUCGAGCGGCCCGACGAGUUCUGGGGAGACAUCGCCAAAGACUUCUUCUGGAAGACCAAGCACACGGGUCCGUUCCUCGAGUACAACUUCGACGUGACCAAAGGAGAGAUCUUUGUGAAGUGUAUGGAAGGAGCCUCGACCAACAUCAGCUACAACCUGCUGGACCGCAACGUGCACGAGAGGAAGCUGGGCGACAGAGUGGCCUUCUACUGGGAAGGGAACGAGCCGGGGGAUGAGCUGACGGUGACGUACAGGGAGCUGCUGCAGAGCGUCUGCCGCUUCGCCAACGUCCUGAAGUCUCAGGGCGUGAAGAAGGGCGACCGUGUGUCCAUCUACAUGCCCAUGGUGGUGGAGCUGGUGGUGGCCAUGUUGGCCUGUGUCCGGAUCGGAGCCGUCCACUCCAUCGUGUUCGCAGGUUUCUCUGCUGAGUCUCUGUGUGAGAGGAUCAUGGACUCUGAGUGUUCACUGCUCAUCACCGCAGACGGGUUCUAUCGAGGAGACAAGCUGAUCAACCUGAAGGUCUUAGCUGACGAAGCACUGCAGAAGUGCAGAGACAAGGGUUUCCUGUUGGACAAGUGUAUCAUGCUGAGACACUUGUCCAAAGAGGCAGAGGACACGUCUCAGUCUCCUCCGGCCAAACGAGCCUGUCCUGAUCUGCAGCAGGAGAAACAGACAGGGAGAAUAAAGAAAGCACAUCCUGUUCCGCAGGUCCCGUGGAACCCGGACGUGGACCUGUGUUGGCUCAGUCUGACCCGAGGAGCUUCAGACGAGUGUGAACCCGAGUGGUGCGAGUCUGAAGAUCCGCUGUUCAUCCUGUACACGAGCGGCUCCACCGGCAAACCCAAGGGAGUUCUUCACACAGUCGCCGGCUACAUGCUCUACACCGCCACCACCUUCAAACUGGUGUUCGACCACCAGCCCGAUGAUGUUUACUGGUGCACGGCAGACAUCGGCUGGAUCACCGGACACUCCUACAUCACCUACGGCCCUCUGGCCAACGGCGCCACCAGUGUGCUGUUCGAGGGCCUGCCCACCUACCCGGACGUGAGCCGCAUGUGGGAGAUUGUGGACAAAUAUCAUGUGAGCAAGUUCUACACGGCUCCGACCGCCAUCCGGCUGCUGAUGAAGUACGGCAGCGAGCCGGUGAAGAAGUUCAAGCGAGACUCCCUGAAGGUCUUGGGGACGGUGGGGGAGCCCAUCAACCCGGAGGCCUGGCACUGGUACUACAACGUGGUGGGAGAGAGGAGGUGUCCCAUCGUCGACACCUUCUGGCAAACAGAAACUGGCGGACACGUGUUGACUCCUCUUCCUGCAGCAACACCCAUGAAGCCUGGAUCUGCUACGUUCCCGUUCUUCGGAGUGGUGCCGGCCAUCUUGAAUGAGUCCGGAGAGGAGCUGGAGGGGCCGGGCGAAGGAUACCUGGUGUUCAAGCAGCCGUGGCCCGGAGUGAUGAGGACGGUGUUUGGAAACCACCAGAGGUUUGAAACCGUUUACUUCAAGAAGUUCCCAGGAUACUACGUCACUGGAGACGGUUGCCGUCGAGACCAGGACGGGUACUACUGGAUCACUGGGAGGAUCGAUGACAUGCUGAACGUCUCAGGUCACCUGCUGAGCACAGCGGAGGUGGAGUCGGCGCUGGUGGAGCACGAGGCCGUGGCCGAGGCGGCGGUGGUGGGUCGACCUCAUCCUGUGAAAGGAGAGAGUCUCUACUGCUUCGUGACGCUCAACGACGGACUGACGCUCAGCCGCUCGCUGGAGGCAGAACUCAAACAACAAGUCAGGGAGAAGAUCGGCGCCAUCGCCACACCGGACUUCAUCCAGAACGCCCCGGGACUCCCCAAGACCCGAUCAGGUAAGAUCAUGAGACGGGUGCUCCGCAAAAUCGCCUGUGACGAGCGGGACCUGGGGGACGUCUCCACGCUGGCCGACUCCUCCGUGGUCGAGCAGCUCUUCACCAACAGAUGUGGAGCCGGCGUGUGACGGCCUCAGGAUCCUCGCUGGGACGGCGGCUACACAACGACAGACACACACUGAACAAAGGACGGAGAAGAAGCAGAGGAGGAGGAGGAGGACAGGACAGGAGGGGGAGGAGGAGGAGGAGGAGCUCUCUGAACUCGGUCUUGACUUGAUAACAACCUCUAGCUCCUGCUCAGCACGUGGUCAACAUGACGUCAUCGUGUAUUUCACAUCACAACAGAUGUCAGCAUCUGGAUGAACAGGUUGAUGAACUGUGUCCAGAACAUGAUGAUGAUGAUAUAAACAUCCAGUGAGGGGGAGGAGCUAGAGGUCGUUAGUGCAUGAGACCGUCCUGCAGCUGGAGGCGGAGUCUUGUUUUAUCCUCGUGUUUUAGCCAAUUAAUACGCAGCCAUAUGUAAACGUGUAACUCUCAGUCAAAGCGUAGAUCCAGGGCUCGUCCCACGUGGUGAAGACGAGUUUCUAGAGCGGAAUCCGACCCCCCCCCCCCCCCCCCCCGGUCCUGUUCUUCACACGGAGGAUUUGCUUCAUUUGAAAUCGCUUCAUUUUAAUUCAUAUUGUAAUUUUUUAAGGUAGAUUUGUUUCCUCUUGUGUUUGACUGAGGAUCUUUUGUGCUUGUGCGUCUGCACCUUCGUCGCCUUCGUUUUCUUCUUCAGUAUUUUUAAUUGUGUUUGAGGAUCUGGUGGAAACAGCAGAGAGUCCAGCUCCUCGCGGCUCCGGAGACAAACGAUAUGAGUCCUUCACAUUGAGCCUGAAUCAAAGGGAACAUUUGAAUAUUUAAGAUCCUUUUUAUUAAAGAAUCAUGUCGGAGUCAAAAGCUGAUGUGUGUCUGUCACCAUGAAAAACCAGCAACAUGUUUCCAUCGCUCAGCAGCUUCCUCCCGUCUGAGACGAGCUCAAACAUGUAGAGGAAAGAAAAACACCUCGAGCCAAAUGUGUCCUCCAGGAAAGAAAAAGGUUUCAUUAAACAUCUGUUUCAUUAAACAUCUGUUUCAUUAAACAUCUGGAUCAUUAAACAUCUGUUUCAUUAAACAUCUGUUUCCAUCUGCGUGUUUCACCUGAGAUCUUCAUCUCUGCUGCUGAAACGAGGAAACACUGAAAAUCAUUGACUAAAGUUGUUUCAGUCACUUUUCAACAAAUUGUAAAAGGAAAUAAACGAAUUGAGAAUAUCUGGGUUUUGGAUCUGAAGGAAUCGGAGAUCGUCUCCGGAUCUGGAAAAUGUUUCUGAUGUGAUUAAAUCAAGUCGACGACUAAUGAAUCAAAAACAAUCCAUAGAUUAACUGAGGAAUUCAUUGAAUAAUAAUUUUGUCUGACGUUUUGACUUCAUUUUCUAAUGUUUGUCAUGUUUGUCGAGACACUUUCUGUUCAUCUUGUUUUCAUGUCUCUGUUGGUGUCGAGCAGUAAAAGGACGUGACCUCUGA
Molecule: messenger RNA, 4046 nt
Organism: Pleuronectes platessa (European plaice)
Lineage: Eukaryota; Metazoa; Chordata; Actinopteri; Pleuronectiformes; Pleuronectidae
Gene: acss2
Product: acyl-CoA synthetase short chain family member 2
Exons: 19
Coding region: 542-2632 (696 amino acids)
Cellular component (GO): cytoplasm
Molecular function (GO): acetyl-CoA synthetase activity; AMP binding
Source: RefSeq, a predicted model, not a curated record